CGGAUCCGUCCCUUAGUCGACAGUUUACAACGUCUGUUUUGCUGGAGGAUGGGAGAGCAGGCACUGACCAUCCAUGUCGUUUCGUCUGGAAAGCCUGUCACACUCACUUAUUCGGAUACCUCACUUACUGUGAAGGGCGGCGGCAAGCCUAAGGAUAUACCCUUUUAUCAGCUCAUACAAGCCGACUUUCAUCCAGAUACCCUAACUCUCCAAGUUUCAUAUCUGUGGAAAAAGAAAACCAAAGGUUACCUGUCUCUAGUCCGUCUUGAAGGGACCGCAAAGAAGAGCGAAUCUAGCACCGUCAAGGAAUGGGCUGAAACGGUGCUGAACUCAGCUUUCAAAGAUGCGGGUGUCAAUCGAGGACGUCGGCUCAAAAUCCUUGUCAACCCACAUGGCGGAACUCGCAAAGGUGCUGCUAUCUUCACCAAAAUUGUCGAACCCGUCCUCCGUGCAGGUGGAUGUGCGUUAGACGUGCAGUACACGACGCACAGUAAUCAUGCGUAUGAGAUUGCCAAGGUGCUUCCGCUGGAAUGCGAUGCUAUCGUCACUGUCUCUGGUGAUGGUCUUAUCCAUGAAGUCAUGAAUGGCUUUGCCCACCAUGCAUACCCUAUGAAAGCAUUUUCCAUUCCAAUUGCGCCUAUCCCAACGGGCAGUGGAAACGGUCUUUCUUUAAACCUACUUGGCUUAGCGGAUGGUUUCGACGUGGUAGCCGCAGCAUUGAAUGUUGUCAAGGGUCUCCCAAUGAAGGUUGAUGUGUUUUCAUUCGUACAGAAUGGAAAGCGUUCAAUUUCUUUCAUGUCUCAAGCCAUGGGUCUUAUGGCGGACCUGGAUCUCGGGACAGAACAUUUACGAUGGAUGGGUGACACACGUUUUGUGUACGGCCUCUUUCGUGGGCUGGUCACUUUUAAACCAUGUUCUGUACAAUUUUCUUAUAAAGCAGCCGAAGAGGACAAGAAUAAGAUGGCACAGGAAUGUUACGCUAGACGUGUAAAUGACAAGUCUGCUAGUCAACGUUCCAUCCCUGCUGCGACUGAAGCUGGUGACUCAGCACUCCCGCCUUUGACGACUCAUGAGUCAGAUGAAGGAUGGACCACCUUCGAUCAACCACUUCUCUACUUAUACGCCGGCAAGGGACCUUUUGUUGGACGCGACUUUAUGGCCUUCCCCGCCUCUUUGCCAGAUGAUGGUCUGAUUGACAUAGUCGCCCAGACACUGUCCUCAAGAGGCGAAAUCGUCCACGACCUCGCUGAGGGGCCUAAGGGGGGUCACUUCUGGAAAGACAGCUUGCAUUACAUUAAGGCGCAUGCCUAUAGAAUGAAGCCACUCUCACCUAAAGGGGCUUUGUCUGUUGACGGAGAGAUGUUCCCAUUCGAGGCUUUUGAAGUAGAAGUGCAUCAAAAGCUUGCAACAUUAUUAAGUCCCCACGGAUACUAUGCUGCGGAUUUCCUUCCUCGGGGAAACAAAUCCUGAAUCUUCGUUAACUUCGACUUAAACAACGUGGAUGUUAUGAUAAUAUGAAUCUUAAUAAUUGGAAGUCCUUUCCCUCUGCAUUUUCCUGUACACCGUGCAGCGACUCGGAA
Guyanagaster necrorhizus is the source of this 1580-nucleotide messenger RNA. RefSeq lists its product as uncharacterized. Bases 49 to 1470 code for a protein of 473 amino acids. The transcript is spliced from 11 exons. NCBI's taxonomy places the organism in Eukaryota, Fungi, Basidiomycota, Agaricomycetes, Agaricales, Physalacriaceae. The record is from RefSeq and is a predicted model, not a curated record. Gene Ontology annotation, cellular component: intracellular membrane-bounded organelle; membrane; cytoplasm. Gene Ontology annotation, biological process: phosphorylation; sphingosine biosynthetic process.